Messenger RNA from Hyla sarda, 3348 nucleotides. RefSeq names its product karyopherin subunit alpha 1 (gene KPNA1). NCBI's taxonomy places the organism in Eukaryota, Metazoa, Chordata, Amphibia, Anura, Hylidae. The record is from RefSeq and is a predicted model, not a curated record. Gene Ontology annotation, molecular function: protein binding; nuclear import signal receptor activity. Gene Ontology annotation, cellular component: nucleoplasm; nucleus; cytoplasm. Gene Ontology annotation, biological process: NLS-bearing protein import into nucleus; postsynapse to nucleus signaling pathway.
UGCGCACUCUCCUCACACACGCAGGGGCUAAUACCGGCUGCGGCGAAGGCGAGAGGGCCUGACACCGGAGAGCGCGGGCCACAGCGGGUCACCGACACCUCACAGCGGCCACAGGAGACACACGGGAGGAACCAUGACGAGCUCAGGAAAGGACAACUCUCGGCUCAAGAGCUACAAGAACAAGUCCCUGAACCCGGAUGAGAUGCGGCGAAGACGAGAGGAGGAGGGGCUACAGCUGCGCAAACAGAAGAGGGAGGAGCAGUUAUUCAAAAGAAGAAAUGUCGCGACCGCAGAAGAAGCGGCUGAAGACGACGCCAUGUUUGAUGCAAACCUUCACGAAGCGUCGACAAACAAUAUGGAGAUGGCAGCGAGCGGGGUGAUCACAUCGGACAUGAUAGACAUGAUCUUCUCUAAUAAUCCAGAGCAGCAGCUCGCUGCCACCCAGAAAUUCCGAAAACUCCUGUCCAAAGAGCCCAAUCCCCCGAUAGACGAAGUGAUCGGUACAAACGGGGUGGUGGCCAGAUUCGUGGAGUUCCAGAGGAAAGAGAACUGCACGUUACAGUUUGAAGCAGCCUGGGUGUUAACAAACAUCGCCUCGGGGAACUCCCUGCAGACCCGGAUCGUCAUCCAGGCGGGGGCCGUGCCGAUCUUCAUAGAGCUGCUCAGCUCAGAGUUUGAGGAUGUGCAGGAGCAGGCGGUGUGGGCUCUGGGGAACAUCGCUGGAGACAGCACCGUGUGCAGAGACUACGUGCUGGACUGUAACAUCCUGCCCCCCCUCUUACAGUUACUCUCUAAACAGAACCGACUCACGAUGACCAGGAACGCGGUCUGGGCGCUGUCUAACCUGUGCAGAGGGAAGAACCCACCUCCGGAUUUUGCCAAGGUCUCCCCGUGUCUGAACGUGCUGUCCUGGCUUCUCUUCGUUAGCGAUACCGACGUCCUCGCCGACGCCUGCUGGGCGCUUUCUUACCUGUCCGAUGGUCCAAACGACAAAAUCCAGGCGGUCAUCGAUGCCGGAGUGUGCAGGCGACUGGUGGAACUCUUACUGCACAGCGACUACAAAGUGGUUUCACCCGCCCUGAGAGCUGUCGGGAACAUAGUAACCGGAGACGACGUUCAGACACAGGUCAUCCUGAACUGUUCAGCUCUUGCAAGUUUACUCCAUUUAUUGAGCAGCCCCAAGGAGUCCAUCAAGAAGGAGGCGUGCUGGACGAUAUCCAACAUCACAGCCGGGAACAGAACUCAGAUCCAGACCGUGAUUGAAGCCGAUAUCUUCCCCGCUCUGAUUAACAUAUUGCAGACGGCAGAGUUCAGAACCCGCAAGGAAGCGGCGUGGGCGAUCACCAAUGCCACAUCCGGGGGCUCCGCAGAACAGAUAAAAUACCUGGUCGAUCUGGGCUGCAUCAAGCCUCUCUGUGACCUCCUCACCGUCAUGGACUCCAAGAUCGUGCAGGUGGCCUUGAAUGGCUUAGAAAAUAUCCUAAGACUGGGCGAGCAGGAAUCGAAGCGGAGCGGAUCAGGCAUCAACCCGUACUGCGCUCUUAUUGAGGAAGCCUACGGCCUGGACAAGAUUGAGUUCCUGCAGAGCCACGAGAACCAGGAGAUCUACCAGAAGGCGUUUGACCUGAUCGAGCAUUAUUUCGGCACGGAGGACGAGGACAGCAGCAUCGCCCCCCAGGUGGAUCUCAGCCAGCAGCAGUACAUCUUCCAGCAGAGCGAAGCUUCCAUAAAGAGAUUCCAGCUGUAACGGGAUCCGGCGGGGCUCAGCAUGCCACAGAGCUUAGAGAUCUCCAUCAUCCCCGAGCCUCCACCAUCUUGUCUGCCGCCUGCGCAGUUUUCUCCUCUUAACCCUUAGUUUACCACUCCGUGAGCCUUUUCUUUUAUCCCCCCCCCCCCCCUCAGUAUUUUAUUUCUUUUUAGAAUUUUUUCUUUCUUCCCCUUCUUUUAGUUUCCGGAUAUUUUUUUUAUUCUCCCCUCACUGUGCACUCUCUUCUCGUUUUCCUCUUUGGUGCUGUCAGUGGAGCUGGGAGGUCUCGUUCCCGGCCACAGCGGGGCUUAUAGCCCACCCCAACACCCCCCCACCGCCCGAGCCUCUGCCUACGCCAUGACGGAUUGGCGUCUCACCCCCAUCUUGAUUGCUUUAUCAUAUCUCCAUUUCACCUCCGACUACAAGGACGCAGUGACUAAAAAGGAAAAGACCCGACCAAAACCGCAUACACCUGACAGUACUGGACGAGAGACUGGUGCCGGGACGAGAGACUGGUGCUGAAACAAGAGACUGGUGCCGAGACGAGACGAGAGACUGGUGCCGAAACAAGAGACUGGUGCCGGGACGAGAGACUGGUGCCGGGACGAGAGACUGGUGCCGAGACGAGAGACUGGUGCCAGGACGAGAGACUGGUGCCGAAACAAGAGACUGGUGCCGAGACGAGAGACUGGUGCCGAAACAAGAGACUAGUGCCGUGACGAGAAACUGGUGCCGAAACAAGAGACUGGUGCCAGGACAUGGGCCUCAGCAUACAAGCUGCCCAGACCUGGACGUCAGAGAGGGACGAGGUAGAGACUUUAACUACACCGGGCCGAGACCGACAAGGAAUUCAGCCUUGGUGACCUCUCGGCCAUUCACCACUGACCUUCUCCACACCUUCCCCCCCCCCCCCCCCGGACCGGUGGUUCAGCUCUCCAGAUGAUCGUCAGGCUGCCUUGAUUUUUAUUUUAUUUUUUAUUUUAUUUUUGCUACAUUUUAGUGUCUCUUCCCUCGGACCCCAUGAGACUGUGGACGGCUGCUGUCCUCCCCAGAGACACGACGGACUUCUUAAAUUCUUUUGUGGAGACUUUUCUAGUGACUCUUUAAAUUAAAAAAACAUGAAAAAAAAAAUGACAAAAAAAACAAACAAACAACAACAAAAAACAAACGAACAGUUCCCCCCUCCCUGAAAAAAGAGAAUAACCCCGACCUCUGAAAAACACAAAGAAGAAAACAAAAUGUGAUGGGACUGAAUCUUUUGGCGCGCGCCAUGGACGACGUUCCAGAGUGAGGCCGCCUCCUCCUCCUCCCGUUCCUUCAUCUGUCUGGUUUACAAAGAGAAGCCGCUGUAGGUUAGAGUAUAUAUAUAUUUUUAUUUUACUUUUGAUGCAGCAAUUUUUUCUUUGCUGUGUAAAUUAUUGCAUUAUUUUAAUGUACACAUUGUUUAUUGUUCCCAAGGCCAUUUUACAGGUCACAGGGUGGUGACACUAUAGAGAUCUAUAUAGAGCAUUUCCCGGGCUUGGGCGCUCGGCGCGUCCUUAUGGGUCUUGUGCAUUUUUCUGGAUAUGCCACGAUGAUUAAACCAUGCUCAUUUCUCUCCA